Molecule: messenger RNA, 2343 nt
Organism: Colletotrichum lupini
Lineage: Eukaryota; Fungi; Ascomycota; Sordariomycetes; Glomerellales; Glomerellaceae
Exons: 4
Coding region: 1-2343 (780 amino acids)
Cellular component (GO): cytoplasm; nucleus
Molecular function (GO): protein binding
Source: RefSeq, a predicted model, not a curated record
AUGGAUCCUCUUUCCACCGCCGCAAGCAUCAUCGCCUUGAUACAGGCAUCGGCGGCUGUUGGAAAAGGAUUAAAGAUACUCCUCUCUCUUCGUCAUGCUCCGGCGGACUUUUGCGAGCUCGUUGAUGAGUUGACAGCCCUUCAGGGUGUUAUCGAGCAGGUCAAGAGCCCGCUUCAGGAAUUGGGGAAGGGAGAUGUUGCUCUUCCGGUGUUGAACGUCGCCCCGACGCUGGCUUUGAAACAGGAUCUAGAGAGUAUACAAGAGGAGUUGCUAGCUCUGUGUCAUCGUCUCACGGGAACAAAGUCUGGCGAUGAAAUGAGCGGGCAACUUCGAGUCUCAAUGUCGAGGUGGAUCCGAGAGAGAAGUAAUGUUGCCAAGCUGAGAUGUAAGGCAAGCAAGACCAACACAUCUCUAAUCCUUUGUUUUGGCGCUCUCAUCUCCUCACAAAGCUCCCAUCACGCCAGGGCCAUAUUGGAAGUUCGCCAGCUCAUUGAGGCUUCUUUCAUGACUUUGGAAGAGGAGGGCAGGAUACAUCGACAGAUGCAAAUCAUGAAUCAAGCCGACUUGAACGAUAUCAAGGUCUCUCUCAACCAGAUGCUUGCCAAGACUUUGCAACCAGAGGACUCGAUGCAAGGAAGAGACCAGCCUUCGAUUGUGAUGAGCAACGGUCUACGCUACAUAAAGACCGGAGGUAUCCCCUUUGGGUCAGUCCAGAAACCAGUCGGCCGAAAAUGCACAUCGUAUUGCAAAUGUCAAUGCCAUCGACACUCUAGGCUACAGACACCGACAUGGCUACGCUUGAUAUUGGGGACCCUAUUCCUCGAAUUCAAUAGAAAAUCACUGCUGGGGCCCAGAAAGUGCGAUCUUGAGACGUGUGAUGGAGCACCGGAUUCGACACGGAUGAUAUACAUCUUUCCCCAGUGGUUCCUCUUGCGUGCCCUGUUUGUCGCUGCUUCACGGGACAGUCUGACCGGAAUCGGCUCUUCGAUUCACCUCCGUAUCCCGCGAAUAAUCCCACGCGACCAGAUGAUAUCGAUUGUGUAUAACUUCGACAUCGAUUGGAUAAAAAGAGGAAUCAUCAACUCAACUGUACUGCCUACAGAUAUAGAUGAGGAUGGGAACUCGCUCCUUAUGAUAUCGCUACGCGACGUCAACUUGACGCUUUCGGAAUUUCUGGUCGAGCAAGGAUGGCCGUUGCACACUGAAAAUGUUACUCGCUGGACCGCUGCCAGCCGCUCUCGCAUGCUCUAUUAUGCGGCGAAGCAAAGCCAGAUACAGUCUCUCAAGCCCGAGCAUGGUCGGAUGCUCGAGCAAUUGACGUUUUCUCAAGAGGUUGAAACAUCAUCCUUGAUUCACGAUGCGAUGCUCGGGACCGUCCCGACAUCUUUGUCAGACGCAAUCACGCUAGCUCGUUCUGAUAUUGAUGGCCUGGAUAGUUACGGAUGGUGUCCGCUGCACUGGGCAAUCUAUCUGGCCGAUUACGCUUCGUUCGAUAUGCUGCUGUAUCGCGGUGCGAGUCUCGAGACGACUACCAGGAACGGGUGGACACCUCUGCAUUACGCAGCGCGAUAUGAAUCUCCUGGUUCGGUGAGGAUGACUAAAGCACUACUCGACGCUGGUGCGAACGUUGAUGCCAAGAUCGACAACUACCGUGGGUCCAAAGGAGAGACCGCAAUCAUGUUCGCGUUCGACAACCCUGAUGUUGUAGACUUACUACUGCAGAGAGGAAGUGCUCUGGUGGUUGAGACCGACACAAACUGGGUGUGCCCGCUCUCGUACAGGGCUCGCCGUACAAGUAACGUCUCCCGUUGGGAUCCGAGGAGGGCCUACUGGGAUCGAUCUCUCGACUUGCUCUGCAACGCCGGCAUGGACCUUAAUGUACCGUCCAAACAGAGGGGUUUCGAAGGCAGAACACCCAUCCACGACACGAUUCUGUGGCGCAAUGCAGCGUUGUUGGAGCUCCUGAUUCAGCACGGCGCCAGACUCGAUGCCGUCGACAAAAAGGGGUCCGGGAUGCUCCACUUUGCGGCCCAGAGUGCAAAUCAGGAGCUCAUUGACAUUUUGAGCGAUGCUCGUAUCCGCGGAUUGAACCCUGAUCAAGCAAACGCGGCUGGCGAUACUCCGAUGAAGAUUAUGACCGCCAGGCUUUAUAGCAAGGAAGACUCUAGACAGCCGGGCGAGACGGUGCCGACAUUCGACGAGUGGUUGGCUUUUAAGAACAUAUUAGAAGAGAUUCGAGAACGCAAUCUCGAGGACUUCUUGUCGGGACGUAAAUGCAUGGACAUUGUCGAUGAUGUCAGCUCCAGCGGAAUUUCGAGCAGCACCAGUGACGAUGUGGAUUAG